Molecule: messenger RNA, 910 nt
Organism: Magnolia sinica
Lineage: Eukaryota; Viridiplantae; Streptophyta; Magnoliopsida; Magnoliales; Magnoliaceae
Exons: 3
Coding region: 32-610 (192 amino acids)
Cellular component (GO): intracellular anatomical structure
Source: RefSeq, a predicted model, not a curated record
UUGGGGGGAGAGAGAGAGAGAGAGAGAGGAAAUGGGUUCAUCGCGAAGGACAGAGGAGAUUGUAGCUGCAUUGAAUCUGCAGCGUCACCCAAACGGCGGUUUCUACUCAGAAACUCUCAGAGAUUCUUCAAUUACUCUCUCAAAAUCUCUCCUUCCACCCCAAUAUAAGGUGGACCGCCCCAUCAGCACGUCUAUAUACUUCUUGCUGCCGUCAGGGAGCGUCUCACACCUACACCGCAUCCCGUGCGCACAGACCUGGCACUUCUACAUGGGUGAACCUCUCACGGUGUUUGAGCUAUGCAAAGGCGGGCAGAUUAAGCUGACCACCAUAGGACCUGACCUAGAAGCCGAUCAGCAUCCCCAGUACACGGUCCCACCAUAUGUGUGGUUCGGAUCAUUUCCGACAAGGGACAUCAAAUCCCAUUCAUCUGAUGGAAGUUUGCUUGUCAAAGCUCCAGCAAGGGAUCCUGAGAGCCAUUACUCACUGGUUGGAUGCACUUGCGCUCCUGCCUUCCAAUUCGAGGAUUUCGAGCUGACCACACCCGCCAAACUCAUUCCUUUUGCUCCCACGGCCGAGCCGUUCAUCCGUUACCUCACUCUCCCUGACUGAUCUUUCGGUCCUGAUUGAGUCCUGACUUGGCUGAGUCAGGGGGGGCGACUUGUCUGAGUGGAGCCUGUUUUCACUACUGACUCAUGUGUUAUCUGGGUCCAUUUGUUGUAAUUUGAUGGUUUAUAAAGUGAGAUCUGUCUUUAAGCAUUUAUAUAUAUAUAUAUAUAUAUAUAUAUAUAUAUAUGAACGGAAAUGAUACAGUAGAGCCAGUAUAACUGGAAUAUGGUAGAAUAUAGAGAUUCAUCUCGACCAUACACGUGGCAAAUGUAUGGAUGAAUUGGGAAAUCUUGAUUGUAGGCA